This is a messenger RNA of Verruconis gallopava, 2324 nucleotides long. RefSeq lists its product as uncharacterized. Lineage: Eukaryota; Fungi; Ascomycota; Dothideomycetes; Venturiales; Sympoventuriaceae. Gene Ontology annotation, molecular function: RNA binding. Gene Ontology annotation, cellular component: nucleolus; PeBoW complex. The transcript has 3 exons. The record is from RefSeq and is a predicted model, not a curated record. Bases 28 to 2103 code for a protein of 691 amino acids. Gene Ontology annotation, biological process: ribosome biogenesis; maturation of LSU-rRNA from tricistronic rRNA transcript (SSU-rRNA, 5.8S rRNA, LSU-rRNA).
CAGCAAUCUUAGAGAGAAUACCUCAAUAUGCCGAAGAAGCCUAGAAAGGGAGAUAAAAGGGCGUCUGGCAAUGCCAGAAAUUUCAUAACGAGGACACAGGCGGUUAGGAAGCUUCAGGUUUCUUUGCCAGACUUUCGACGGCUAUGUAUAUUCAAAGGUAUUUACCCUCGGGAACCACGAGACAAGAAGAAGGCGGCGAAAGGCGCCACCCCGUCGACCACCUUUUACUACACCAAGGAUAUCCAGUACCUUCUCCACGAGCCUCUUUUAAACAAAUUUCGCGAACACAAAGCGAUCGCCAAGAAAAUUGGAAGAGCUCUUGGUCGUGGUGAAACUGGAGAUGCUGCACGACUUGAAAAGUCCGUACCGCGCAUGCGGUUGGAUCACAUCGUGAAAGAGCGAUAUCCAACCUUUGUUGAUGCGCUUCGAGAUCUCGACGACGCUCUAUCUAUGCUCUUCUUGUUUGCGAACCUUCCUUCAACUUCUACAAUUCCACCGAAGACCAUCGCAUUAUGCCAGCGAUUAUGCCUUGAGUUUGAACACUACCUCAUCGUUUCGCACUCGUUGAGAAAAUCUUUUCUGUCCAUUAAGGGAAUAUACUAUCAAGCGACCAUACAAGGACAGGAUAUUCUGUGGCUGGUGCCAUACAAGUUUGUCCAGCGCAUGGCGGGCGACAUAGACUUCAGGAUCAUGGGCACUUUUGUUGAAUUCUAUACGACCCUGUUAGGCUUUGUUAAUUAUAGACUCUACACGUCGAUCGGUCUAGUAUAUCCUCCUAAGUUUGACGCAACGCGAGAUGACCAAGGGGCUGAGCUAGGUGCUUUCACAUUGGAAGGGAAGCAGAUCUCUACUGGUACAACAACAAAUGGUACAGAUGGACUCGAGUCUGCGAAUGUGACGGCAGUGGACGCCCAAGCCGAGGCAGACAAGUUGAUUACCACUGCUCCAACAGAGACCGAGGACGUACUGGACAGACCACAGGAAGAAGAAGAACAGGUCAAUGAUUCCAUUGACAAGUUUGAGUCAACCACUGCGCCAGACGCAGAUGUCCUGCCACAACCGCAAAUGAGCGCAUCAGAUGCUGCAUCUUUAUUUGCAGACUUUACAUUCUUCCUUGGCCGUGAAACACCACGGGCACCAUUAGAAUUCUUGCUAAAAGCCUUCGGCUGCAAGCGGGUAGGAUGGGAUGCAGUUCUUGGUGAUGGAGCUUGGACCACGGAUGAAAUGGAUCCAAGUAUUACCCAUCAGAUCAUUGAUCGACCUAGUCUGCCAAUGGAUGCCUCCACUAGUGGCGAUGGAAAGGGAAAGUCACACAUACGUUCUUCAAAUUUGCGGGUGCCAGGCCGGAUUUACGUCCAGCCCCAGUGGGUUUGGGAUUGCAUUAAUCAGGGAAAACUGCUACGACCAGAUCUCUAUGCACCAGGCGCUGUACUGCCACCCCAUUUAAGUCCAUGGGUCAAACCAAAAGCUGGGCAAUAUGAUCCCACAGCUUCAUUGGCAGAUCAGGAACAAGAAGGAGAGGCAGAGCUCCACGAGGAAGAGUUUGCAGAAGAGGAUGCCCAAGUGAUCAAGGAUGCUGAAAAGAAAGAGGAUGAAGGAGACGCAGAGGUAGAUGAUGAAGGCGACGACAGUGCCGACAAUGAAGCCAACAGCGACAUGAAUGCCGAGAGUGAUUCGGAGGGUAGUGAUGUCGAGAUAGACGGUGGUAUGGACAUCAAACUUGCAUCAUCGGACGACGAAGAUAGUUCAGAGGAUGUAGAGCAAGACGAAGAAUGGGGCGGGAUGUCUGACAUUGAAGGCGACGAGGAGUCCGACGGCGAGGCCGAACGCUUACAAGAGCAAUUAGAGCUUGAAGCUGAAGCUAUGGGCAAGCCACUGCCAGCGAAAGCGCCAAAGGCGAUGUCAGAUGCCAGGAGGAAGGCGGAGAAGAGGCGAAAAGAGAAAGAGGAGGAGAUCAGCCGGCAAAGAAUGAUGCUGUCUAAUAAGAAGAGGAAGUUGUUUGACAAAAUGCAGUACGGUAAUCGUCAAAGGGAGAUCGAAGCGGAGAAGCUGAGAAAGAAAAGGAGAAGGUUGGAGAGAUUAGAGCAGAAAGCUUCUGUCUAAGUAAAUAUUGUGUUUCUUAGACUUCAUAUACAGCACGGCGUGCAUUCAAUGGCUUUCAAAAGCAAAGAGACAUUGGUCGGGUAGUUUAGCCUUGUCACCUUAGGCAUGUGAGAAUUUUGUAUUCCCCGGAAGUAGCCCCCACAACGAAGAAUACGGUUUCUAUUGAAUCUCGGUCUAAAGGUCCUUACAACAUAUACUAGACAAAUAUGUGCCGAAGAGCU